Messenger RNA from Paramecium primaurelia, 291 nucleotides. The record is from the annotation of a GenBank genome assembly. NCBI's taxonomy places the organism in Eukaryota, Ciliophora, Oligohymenophorea, Peniculida, Parameciidae.
AUGUAAUCCCCUUCCUUGUAAAAAUAAUCAGAAAGCUCAUAAAAAAGUGAUUAAUACAUACAAGGUUGGCUUCCAAUUAAGACUGAGGUUGAAUAAUCGAUAAUCACAUAUUUAGAUUCUCUUGGAAUUAAUCAACUAAUUGUUGUUGAUAAAUUUUAGAAUCAAUAACGAAAUUCAUUGCUGUCAAUAGAAAAUAUAGGAACUCCUCAAUCAUAAAAGAUUCUAUCUCUCAAUCUUGAUUCUGAACUUUGUUAGAGAAGAAGCUUCAGAUUAUCUUCAGAUUAGAUUUGA